ACUCUAUAAACAUGUUUAUUUCUUGUAAAUAUUUUUUUUGAAAGUUUUGGUGUUCAAUAAUAAUCUUGAAUUUCUGGUCAAACAUUUCAGGUAUUUGAAUCAUAGGAAUAUAAAUUUUAUUAUAAUGCCUAAAACUAAGAAAAAAUUUAUUGAAAAGAAAAACUCAGUCACUUUCCAUGUGGUUCAUAGAAGUCAGCAUGACCCACUUGUUGCUGACGAAACAGCUCCACAAAAUGUUUUGGUACCUCAAAAACCAACUCAAUCAAGAGCAAGAAAAAAUAAAGAUGAAGAAGCAAAAUAUGGGAUUUAUUUUGAUGAUGAUUAUGAUUACUUGCAACAUUUAAAAGAAUGUCGGUCAAAUGAUUUUGUAUUGUUGCCUGCUCCGACUAACUAUAGCAAAGAAAAGAAAGAAAAACCUAAGGUUAUGUUACCUUCUUCAAUAUUUGAGUCUGAAGUAGAGGAAAAAGUUGGCAUGUUAAAUAAAGCAGCACCUCAAUCAGGUUUACGUUUGGAUUUGGAUCCUGAUAUUGUUGCUGCAAUGGAUGAUGAUUUUGAUUUUGAAAAUCCAGAAAAUGAGUUGGAAGAUGAUUUUGUGGUCAUAGCAAAUCAAGCUGGAUCAGAUGAUGAAAGUAAUGAAUUAGAAGAUGUUAUUGAAGAAUGUGAUCAUCAAUAUGAUAGUGAGGCUGAUGAUGAAGUUGGUAGUUUAAACAUGGAUGAUACAAAAUCACGUUUUACUGAUUAUUCCAUGUCUAGUUCUAUUAUCAGAAGAAAUGAAAAUUUAAAAUUAUUGGAUGACCAAUUUGAACAAAUGUUUUCUGCAUAUGAUGAUGUAGAUAUUGGAGCAUUAGAAACUGAAGAAAUUGAAGGUACAUUAACAAUGGAAUCUGAACUGAUUAAAAAAGCAGCUGAAGAAUUUGAAUUAAACAUGAAAAGAGAUGAAAUACCUACAGAUAGAACAGCUGCUUUAAUAUUUGAUAGUGAUUCAGAUCAAGAAGAACCUACAUAUAAAGUACCUGUUGAAAAUUCUGGUGAAAAAAAAUGGGAUUGUGAAAGUAUUCUUUCUACGUAUUCUAAUAUUUAUAACCACCCUGCACUUAUUAAAGACCCACCAAUUCAAAAAAUACGAAUAAAUCCUAAAACUGGAGUUCCAAUAAUACAACAAAGACUUACAGCUAAAGCAUUGAAGUCUUUGGACAAUAAAGAUACAGCAAAAUCUGACUCCAAAUCAGUAAUAUCUGCUCUGUCUAUGUUGUCUAUAAGACCAAAAGACGAGACUCCCGAACAAAAAUUAUUACGUAAAAGAGCACUUAAAAAUUUUAGACAGGAAAGGAGAAUGGAAAGAAAGGCUAACACUUUAGCAUUUAAAGAACAGAAGAAAAAAAUGGAAAAAGAAUUAAUCAAUAAAAAUGUUAACAAAACUGUUCGUAUAAUAUAAAAAAUUUAA
Molecule: messenger RNA, 1444 nt
Organism: Sipha flava (yellow sugarcane aphid)
Lineage: Eukaryota; Metazoa; Arthropoda; Insecta; Hemiptera; Aphididae
Gene: LTV1
Product: protein LTV1 homolog
Exons: 10
Coding region: 125-1435 (436 amino acids)
Biological process (GO): ribosomal small subunit biogenesis; ribosomal small subunit export from nucleus
Cellular component (GO): cytosol; nucleus; preribosome, small subunit precursor
Source: RefSeq, a predicted model, not a curated record